AACACCUUCGUUUUAACUUAAAUUUUGUAAAAUUCCGUACAAAAUGAGCGUUUUCAUCAUGAUCGAUUGAGAUCCAAAAUCUAUUAGGAAAAAUUCCAGUAUUAAAUAUACCACCCUGAUAUAUGUGGUAAUUUACGAUGAAAGAUGGUAAAUGAUAGCUUAAAUGUCAACUCAUCGACCGAUUUCAUUGAUAAGUAGCCUCAAUGGCAAUUACAUCAGCAAUUGGUUUGGGAAAGCUAUCACCAACAUAAACCACACACUGAUCCUACGGAAAUAUAUGGGCCAAUAGGUGAGCUAUGCUAUUUAUUUCCCUAUAGGAAAAUCUCCAUUGUCUCUCAUGUAUUCAUAUUAUCAUGUAUUAUGUAUACAAUCGUUAUAAGUUAGGAUCCGUACACAAAGUAUUAUCACUAUGAUAUAAAUUGGUAGCAUAUGUUUUAAUGUUUUUUGUUCAAAAAUAUAUUAAAGUUGAUAUUAUUUGAAGAACACGAUUAAUCUAAUAUUUUAAAAAAAAAUAUUAAAUUUCAAGGUAAAAGGAAAGAGAUAUAGCUAGUUAAAUUUGAUUAGAUAAUGAUCAAUCAUGUUAAUGACGGGAUAGACUCAAGGGAAUCACAUAACUACCACACAUGCAUUGUAAUCGUAUGGUACAGCAAAGCAAAGAAAGCGUCGGUGGAUUAUUGUUUAACUACUAGUGUCAGAAUAUAACACAUAUAUAUAUUAUUAGUUUCCAAUUAUACAAUUGAUCGCGACUUUCCAACCCAUCAUUUCACCAAUUUAGACAACAUCAAAAUUAAUCAUGUGGCAAGAUAAGAAUAAUUGACAUUUGUCGUUUUACAUUCAAGUCCCUUUCAACUCAGUUAAUCCUUUUAGAAAACACCAAUUAAUGUACCCCCUACCAAAAGCCUCCAUCAACUUUCAUUAUUACUUAACAAAAAGGUUAAAUUUCCUUCAUAAUGUUCUAUAAUGGUCCGUCUAAUUUGUUGCUAUCAUCAGUCAUUUUUAGAAGUUGAUAUGUGUAUCGUUUUUACAAGGAGCUUUUAGAAGUUGAUCUAGGAUAAUAUGAAAAAUGAUAACAUUCAACAAAUUUAAUGUAUUAACUAUGGAUCAACAAGCAUUGCCGAAAUAUUUUAAAACUAAACUUGGUCAUAUUAAGGUGGGUAUGUCUACAAAAAAAAAAAAAAUUAUAUGAGCCGACUCUGUUGUUACACUAAUUCAUCUACCUUUCCAACCACGUAGAUCCUUCAUAGUUGUUGCCCGUCAAAUGUUCUUUCUUUCGAGUGAUAAGUUCAGUUGAUACAUGUCUACCGUGAGCGUACCAAACAAUUAGUACAUAACAAUUGAGUCUUGCCUGCAGAGCUGUACAUCAUAGAUAGUACUUAACAAGUAAUUAUGUCAUUGACAUUAUAUGACAUCGUUAUUGAUAUCUUCAAAUUCAGAUUGAUUAAUAAUACAGGUUAAGACGCGUCUUUAUUGCGAAAACUAUUAUAUGAAUGAGCCCAAAAGUCCAAAAUAGAAAGGAAAAAAAAAGAUUGAAAACCCAAGAAAAGUCAGUAGAUAGAACAAAGCCUCCACCAGUGAGCACAUAACAGCUCAAAGAAAGAAAGAAAGAAAAAAAUCCUCUUGAAAAAGUCAUAUAUUCCCUCCUAUCACUAUAAACCAUAUCAUCACAUGUCCCCGCCGGCGCAAAAUUCCUUUUCUCUCUUCCACUGUCAGUUUGUUCAUCAUCCCAAUGGCGGCCAUCCCUUUCCUUCUGCUCACGCUAUCAAUUAUCCUAAUAACAUCCCCGGCCAAAUUGGCGCAGUCACAAACCACAUUCGCCUGUGCCUCCAAUCCUUGCAUUCUACCGCCGCCGCCGCCGGCAAAUAACUGCCCACCUCCGCCCACUCCGCCGUCCCCGCCGCCGCCUCCUCCUGCUUGCACGUCAUGCACCCAGCUGCCGCCGCCGCCGCCUUCUUCGUACUACUUUCCUCCGCCAAACAAUGUGCCUCCGUCGAUGAACGUGGCUCCGCCGCCACCCAACCCGAUCCUGCCGUACUUCCCCUGGUACUACAAGAUCCCACCGCCGGCGCCUUCCGACGAUUCUUCGGCCAGCAUGAAUGGAGGCGUUCUUGUGGUAGUAGUUACCGGCAUGAUUGCUAUUGUGCUGUCUUUCCCAAUUGAUCAGCUUUUGAUUUUUGAUUGAUUAUUUUAUAUUAUGGGUUAAUUCGUUUCAUUUUGGAAAUAAUUGAGAGGAAUUUUUGACGCUUUUUUGUUCAGUGGUGGUGGGUGAUUGACGAAUGCCAAAUAGUUUCGUUUGUUUAAUUAGUGCUGUAUAUUUUAUUUCUAUUUGCUAAUGGACUAGUGAAAAAAAUCACUUGUAUGUAGUGGCCUCAAAAUUGGUGACACAUUGGAAUAAAGUUCGUAGUGUAUGGUAAACUCUUAUUAAUGAACACUAAAUUAUUUUAAAUGACUUGAAUUUGUUUAUCUUAGUUACGAUUUGGGGCAUGGGGGUACUUAUGGGAUACUCAACACACAUCGCAAUUUAUAAUAGUUGUUACUAAGUUAGAUAAUUUAUCUACUGUUGUUCUAAAAAAAAUUAUCUACCGUUUCGUAUUGGGUUCAAUUCCUUAUCCUAACAACAACAAAAAAUUAUACCUAUUUUCACCGUCUGGAGCACAAAGAAAUUUUCUUUUUAAGAGGAUUUUUACUUUUGUGUUUUAUAUCUUUUUUUUUUAUUAUUUUUUUUAGGAAAAGCUUUAUAUCCUUUUCUUGUUCCCUCCUUUUAGUUUCUUAUUCAUUAACUUUACACCUCUCAAAAAGGAAAGCUUAAAUCAAACACCACCCAAUUUUAUUCUUUUUCAUAUUCAAAAUAAUAAAACCUUUUUAACUUUUGCAUAGUGACUUGUGAAUCUCUUAUAUAUCGGUCAUAAAUUGUUGCUUGCACAUUCAAAGAAAUUCCAACUUAUUAUAUUGGUGAUAUGCUAUGCUAUGGACUAUGGUAUAAGGGUCAAAAUAUACGUAGAUGGUAACAAGAAUCAUAUUCCUCAAUGCCUGUCAAAUCUUACUACCCAAUCAGUGAGAAGUUAUGUUCUUUUUGUAAAACAUUUUUUAAGGGUGAGAUGUCUCGAGUUUGUAAAUAUUUUGAAAAUGUAAAAUGUGCACAAAUCGGAAUAGCAGUAAAUAAAAAGGAAGGAAAUUAGCCGUAGAAGGAGGGUUAGAGAUGAGUUAAGGGAUAGAGAUGAGUUAAGACACACGACUUUUAGUGACGUUUGAUCAAAAUGGCUUUACAUCCAAGUCUCGAAGAUAAUCUUGCACUAUUCUGAGAGACUCAAACUUUUACUAAAAGUAUUAAAAGUUAAUGUACUAUAUCUCAUUCAUUUUACCUAAGUAUAUCACGAUUUACCAUAGUGGUAAUGGUACAUAAAGAUUAACUAUAGUGAUUGGAAGUGGUAAAAUUUUACCAUCAUGAUAGCACAAGAAGUCAACUAAUUAUGUCUAGGCUGUAGUAAAUAUCAUCCAUUUUGAUAUAUUCGUCAAUAAAAAAUGUUAGUAAAUGUAUUUUUACCAUAGCAUACCAUUAUAUAUCGUGGUGUAUUACUAAAGAUUAUACCAUGAUGGUAAGAAGUGAUAGAAACACAUGUCGAAAUGCGAAUGUGUGGACUAUUAAUGUAUCAUCCGUAGCUCAUGGGUGUGGAGGCAUAUAAUAAAGAUCAAUGCCCUUAUUGCAGGAUCACUUACAAAAACCAGGGGAAGUGGUGUCUUGGGAUGGAGUACAAUGCAUGCUUAUUAUGUUAAAAAGGGUGUGGUAACUGAGAAACCCAGCUUGGAUAUGGUCCACCAUUUACUAUUUGGAUGAUGGUUCUCCACUUUCAUUUAAUGACCGAUAAAAAUGGCUCAUUAAAUCAAAGGUUCAUAUCUAUUAGUAAAAGAGAUAGUGGAUUAUGGGCUCCACGGACUGAAAAGCAACAGACAAAGCGGGCGCUUUGUGUCUAACAAAAUUUAUGUAUAUUAUAGUUUGUAUAUGUACAUUCUGGUUGAACAAAAAUCAUAUUGGUAU
Linum trigynum is the source of this 4033-nucleotide messenger RNA. Lineage: Eukaryota; Viridiplantae; Streptophyta; Magnoliopsida; Malpighiales; Linaceae. The record is from the annotation of a GenBank genome assembly.